UGUCCGAAUGCGGGCAUGCAGCAAUGGCAUUCCAUGGCAUUCCAUGCAUGUCUUUUUUUCCACAUGGAACAUUUCCAAGAUUUUGUUGCAUGGUGCAAUGGCUCAAGUUGUAUUUGUGCCGGAGCAUGCCAGUGGGGUGCAGAUGGAUGUGUCUUUCACUGCGCACUUGGACCAGCUGAUCGAUCGAUUGAAAUCAGAAUUGGUCCAGCACUAUGAAAGAGACCUCGCCACCAAUACCAAAGGAAGGGAGGAUGAGGUGACCUGCAGUUCACCGCACAUUCUGCGAUUCACAGCUUCCAAAUCAUUCCUACAUGGAGUGCGGAGUCCGAAAGCCUUGCUCAAUCGCAGGGCAUCAGUGGACUCGGAUGGUUCCAGUGACGAGCUUGAAAUGCCAAGAGUUCAUCACCGCUUGCAUUCCAAGUCUGCGGUUUCGGACUCUGAUGAGGCCACCGUGACCUCCACAGAGUCCUUGGAGCUGAAGACGCCAAAACACAUCAAGGCAUCUGCCUUGGUACCUCAAGUGCCUCACCCAACAGCGCCGAAGGAUAAUUUACGACCCUUUAUGCCUUCAGCGGCGCCAAAGAUGUUGAUCCCAGCGAAGGCAGCCCAGGUUGCUCCAAUCUUCUCCGACACUGAGUCGCAGGAGGCUGUCAGCACGCCGGCAGUGACGGGCACAACAGGUGUCACAGCUGUCAGCCCUGUCGCUGUCACCCACGUGCCCAUCCCGAUUCCGCAGACAGAGGACACGGCUUCUGUUUCAGAUACUGCAAGCCAAGUGCCUUCUCCUGCACAACAUCGGCACUAUUCCGUGAAUCAGGACAGCAAAAGACGUGGAACCAAGGACAGCCAAAGAACUUCGAAGACCUCCAAGACUUCAGGAAGUAGCAGCACUUCGACAAGUUCAGCGAGCUUCGCUAGUUCCAGUGAUGGCGAGGCUCCAAGAGUUGCACUUCCAAACAGUCGAUUGACAAUGAAGAGACCGAGCAAUGCUUCAAUUUCUCUAUUCUUCAGAAGAGAACCUGCUGUUUCUCGAAUUUGGCUGUUUUUGCAGGACCCAGACUCCAGCGCAGCAGCAUGGUACUAUGCAAACAUCAUGAAUUAUUUUAUCACCUUUACGAUUAUAUUCACAAUCUGGCAAGCAGCUGCAGACCCGCCGGUCUCGCGCUUGAUUGAAGGAAUCAUGCAAAUCUCGGUUGAGGGAAUUUUCUUCGUGGAAUUUAUGCUUCACUGGUGCUUCAGUGCCGAAAGACUUGCUUUCUUGAAGAAUCCCUACAACAUUAUUGAUUUCUUGGCCAUCAUCCCGAUUGGCUUCCGCAUUGCCUACGGCAUCAGCACACCUGAGAUGGACUCCAAUUAUGCACCGGUGCACUUCCUGCUCUACUGCUUUGUCCCAGUGAUCCGUCAGUUGAAGCUGAUCCGAAAAUUUCAAAAGCUGCAGCUGCUCCUGCAUGUUUUGUCGACGACCUUUGAUGCAUUGAAGCUCUUGCUUUUUUUGGUGUGCCUAAUUGUUCUUUUCUUUGGCUGUUUACUUUACGUCUUGGAGCCACAGCAAACGCAGUCUCUUUCGGAAUAUAUCUAUCAAUGCACGGUGACGGUCACCACAGUCGGGACUUGUGACAUGGCUCCUACCACUUGGCCCGGAAAAAUUAUCGCAGGAAUGCUUUGUGUCAUAAGUGUUCUAUUCAUGGCAAUGCCCAUUUCUGUGCUGGGCAAUGCGAUGUCCAACACUUGGGCGGACCGGCACCGUAUUUUGCUCAUGACACAGACUCGUCGCAGAUUAAAAAAUUUGGGAUACACGGCAGAAGACAUGCCGAAGCUCUUUAAGAAAUUUGACAAAGAUGGUAACGGUGAUUUGGAAAUGGAAGAAUUUUGUGACUUGGUGGCUACCAUGAGAGUUGGAAUCAAGCCCUCCGAGGCGUCAGAGCUCUUCAUGGCUUUCGACUCGAAUGGAGAUGGCGGCAUCAGUGAGAUGGAAUUUAUGAAAGCGUUGUUCCCCCUGGACUACCGGCGGAUCUACCGGAGGAUGUCCGGCAUGACCUUCGGCGCGUAGGUUUCACCCGGACACUUAAAGUGCCAAGACACGGUGAACAGAGUCAAGUUCUGACUGCAUGGAGCCCAUUGGGAUCGUUCGAACGCGCAGUACAGGCGCAAACAGCCUCGCUCAAAGUGAGGGGAUAUUCGUUCGCAGAACUCGAUCUGCAAGUGGCCAUGUUUUCCCUCAGCUUUGCACCAAAGUGCUUGCAAAACUCAGCUGCGUGGUCAGUGCGUGAGCAGAAA
Molecule: messenger RNA, 2277 nt
Organism: Durusdinium trenchii
Lineage: Eukaryota; Dinophyceae; Suessiales; Symbiodiniaceae
Source: the annotation of a GenBank genome assembly